Messenger RNA from Poecilia latipinna (sailfin molly), 3123 nucleotides. RefSeq names its product MORN repeat containing 4 (gene morn4). Gene Ontology annotation, biological process: response to axon injury. The transcript has 5 exons. Bases 91 to 531 code for a protein of 146 amino acids. NCBI's taxonomy places the organism in Eukaryota, Metazoa, Chordata, Actinopteri, Cyprinodontiformes, Poeciliidae. Gene Ontology annotation, cellular component: cell projection. The record is from RefSeq and is a predicted model, not a curated record.
CAGCCGGUGUUUUCAUUUAUUUACGCCCCUCCUGUCGUACACGGUGGUUUCCAUGCUUCAGAGAGAACAGGCUUUGAGUGAAGGAACACCAUGACUUUGACCAGAGGAUCUUUUACUUAUGCCAGUGGAGAGGAGUACCACGGCGAGUGGAAAGAAGGUCGGCGACAUGGCCUAGGCCAGCUCAAGUUUCAGGAUGGAACAUGCUACACUGGCCAGUUUGAGAAUGGCCUCUUUCACGGUUCUGGUGUGCUGCUUUUUACAGACGGAUCCAGGUACGAAGGAGAAUUUGCUCACGGAAAGUUUCAAGGUUCAGGAGUCUUUAGUCGAUUCGAUGGCAUGAAGUUCGAAGGAGAAUUCAAAGAUGGCCGUGUUGAGGGAUAUGGGCUAUUGACGUUCCCUGAUGGAACUCAUGGUGCUCCACGGAAUGAGGGCUUGUUCCAAAACCACAAGCUGCAGAAAAGGGAGAAGUGUCCUGGAGUGGUGCAGCGUGCUCAGGCCUCAGCCUCCAGCGCUCACAGCCUGGCGCUAUGACUGCCUUAGACCAUAAAGGUGUUAGGACUAAACUUUCAGCACCUUCCAGAUGGGCCUUAAGGGUGAACACUCUCUUUCACAACCUCUCUUUGUCUGUUGUUUUACCAUUUUUUUGUUUGCUUGUCCACACUUAAAGUGACUUAAGGGAAAUGCAUUUGAACAUUUUUGGAUGACUUUCUAUGAAAUGAAGAACUUCAUGAAGCACACCUUUAACUUGAUGAGUAAAGUAAGCAGGGAAAGCUGCUGUCUCUCAUAUUGGCAUCGGACCAUAAAACGUGUCUGUUUCUUUCUAUAGCUGAUCAUUUUGCUGCUGAUUAGAGAAAUUACUUUUUAAAAAUACUGUUUUUAUUAGAAUAGUUUAAAAAAAAAAAGGAAAACUCAUGGCUGCAUGUUAAAGAAAGAAUGUACAUAUUUAACUAUUCACAUUUGCCUUAAAGAUAUUUUCACACAAUCACAUGCUUGGGGGGUGUUCAUAAAAUAAUCAGAUGAUGGACAUUGGGCAUUGGGCAUUGGACAUCUCCUCACAUUCUCACUGCAUGACUUGCCUUGAGGUAUCUGUCAGUUUAAGGAGUUGAAAGCCUGAUUAAGGAUGGUGUUAGCUCUGCCAUUUGCAAGUCUUCUUCUUGAUGAUUAUUAUUACUGGGAAAGAUCACCAUGACACAACAUUUGUACAUGUUAGAAUCAUUCAGUGCUGCUCAGAGGUUUACAUACGGUCAUCAUCAGCAUGGAUUCAGGGUCGUAUGAUCGUCCAACAGACAAUUUCAAUGAAUUUGAUCAACCAGAGUUGGAUGAACAAUUUUGAAUUUAUUGUAGUGGGCCAGACAAAGCCAGUUUUGAUUUUUUUAUUAUUUGGAAUCAAAAUGAAAAUGCAUAAAGCAGGUGAACUUUUAGCUACUGAAUCAGUCCGUAUCUCUUAAUGACAAUUAAUUAAUAAGUAAGUAAGUAAGUAAGUAAGUAAGUAAGUAAGUAAGUAAGUAAGCUUCUCUGCAACUAAUUAAAUGACUAUUUUUGAAAUAUUAGUGGGAUUAUAUGUAUACUUCUAAUCCUGAAGAGAAAAUUCACAUUAAAUUCAAACUUGCCCAACAAGUUCUUGUUUUAAAAUUCAUUGUCAUGGUUUGUUGUAUCAAGUAUUGUUGCAACUAGGUCUGUCACAAUAACAAAUUUUGCUAGGUGAUAAAUUAUCCCAGACGUUAUUGCGAUAAACGAUAAUAUUGUUCUGAGACCAUUUACAAGAGAUAUAGUGAAAAUACCAUAAAAAUGCAACAGCACAUUCUCAAAGAUCAACAAACUUAAAAUUUUGAUAAACCCUGGAAUUCAAAGACAUUUAAAAUAUUGAAAAGAAAUAAACAACAAAUGAAAUUAUUUAUGAAGUCUCUCUGAAAAUGGGGCCUAUUUGAGAAUGAUUCACCAGGCUGAAGAUUUUUGUCAUCCAGUGUUUGGUAGAAAGAGGGAGAGAAAAGAAAAACACAAUAAAUCAUGCAAAUGGAAAUUAUUGAGUUUAUUUUAUCUUAUGAUUAAUUAAUUUAUUACUUAUUGCGACAGGCCUAGUUGCAACAUGGAAAAAGAGCGGCCCUACUGCGUCAUUAAAAGCCCAACAUUUAAUCUGAUGUACAUUCUGACGGUGACUGAAUGUAAAUUUCUCACCAGCACCUUGUGUUGAAUCUAUGGACCUAAAUAAUUUAGGCAGCUAAAUGAAAAAAAAAAAAUAAUAAUAAUAAUAAUGUACUUGUUUAUUAAUGUGUGUAAGGUGUGUAAAUAUUAAUUGUAUAUGACUGUAUCAAUUUUAAUUUUAAGCAGUCUGGACUAGUGGAAAAUUGUGUUUUUAUCAUGUUUGAUAUUUUGACACAUAAUUUAUUACAGCUGAUCACAGCUAUUCUAUGUUCUGUAUACUUGAAUGUUUAACAGGCCUUACGACACAUCAGUAGACAUUAUUUAUUCUAGUGUCGCCUCCAAAACUUCAACCAAAGACAAUCAUGUCAUAUAAGAAGUAUGAAGACCUGAAAUGGUCAGUAAUGCAAACAAACAGGCCUUAGAGUUGGAUAGUAAAGACAAAUCAAUGAGGAGAAUUUCAACUGGAAUUUAAGUACAUUUGAACAAAAAAAUGACCCGUUGUCUAAACAAGGAAACAUUUGGUUUAUUUCUGAAAUCAGAUUAGAAAGUUUUACAUUUCCACUGCUACAUUCUAUGAAAAAAGAAUAAAUCAAGAGUUAAGUCCCAAAGCUUGGUUUAAUGUGUUAUGACAACUUUUAAGACUGAAAAAGAGACUAAAAGCAGAUAAUCUGACCUAUUUUGGUAUCAGUAACACUAUUUUGGUGCACAUUUAAAAGUAUUUGUUCACUCACCAACUGAUCUCACAAGAGUCAUGCUUCCAUUUUCACCUGGAAACAAAUGGUGCUUUACAAAUGUGCCUGUCCACAAUUUGAUUUGCCUGGUAAAAUAAAAAAAAAAAAAAACAUCUUGUUGCCAUGGUGUUACCUUUUUGAGGAUUGUUAACCAUGUGGUCUUUAAAUAAAGCAUCCGCCGUUUUCCUGGAAUUCAUCUGACUAUGUAUCAUGGAGGCGUAUUUAAUAAAGGGUGUAUUGUAAAAAGAAA